CUUCAUAAGCGCGCGUUAUGAGCCAUUCUCGAGUAUUUAUACGCCACUCAAUCGAUUCAAUCGUGUUGUUAUUAAACUGUUAUUUCUUUACUAUUUCUUGUAACUUUUACAGUUUAUGAAUUGUGAUAUCGUUUUAAAGUAAUCUGGAAUUGCGUUUCUAUCGAGUUUCUUGAACGAACUAAUAUUGAUGUGAUUUACUUAAUAUCGGAAGUGAGAAAAUGCUCUUGGCGAAGAAAUAAAAUGUGUCUAUCAGUGUGAAGUGUGUUUGGAAAGCCUUUUUUUUUUGUGUGUUUCGUUUAAAAUCUCUUCAAAGGAGUUUCUAAAGUAUUCUAAAGGACUAUUAUGCCAAGUAAAAAGAAGAAAUAUAACGCAAGGUUUCCCCCUGCACGGAUAAAAAAAAUAAUGCAAACUGAUGAAGAGAUUGGAAAAGUAGCCGCAGCAGUACCUGUUAUUAUCUCUAGAGCUUUAGAAUUGUUUGUUGAAUCUUUAGUGACGAAAGCAAGUCUAAUAACAAAGAGUAGAAAUGCCAAAACAUUGACACCAUCACACCUGAAAUCUUGUGUUCUAGCAGAUAGUAAUUUGGAAUUUCUGAGAGAAUUGGUCUCUUCUAUACCUGAUGUUCAAGGUGAAGAUGAACAAGGAAAUGCUUGUUUAUUAGAUGGAAAUUUAUCUGGUGGUGAAAUGCGUGAUACACAAUCAGUUAGGCAAAGGCGGCCAAAAGACAGAGGAAACAGUGAAGACAGUGCAGGUCCUAGCCAUUCAACAGCAGAUGAAUCCGAAACGUGGAGUGCCGAAGAAGAUGGAGAAGAGGAUUCUGAAGAUAGUACUAAGAACUGUUCUUCACAUCUUCCAAUUGUUUCAUCUUUACCACCAGCAACCAUUCCUCCUGUAUCAUGUAACAUUGCUUUUGCAUCCAAUUCAUCUCAUCAUUACAUGCCACAUCCUGUUCAGUGUAUAUCAAGUAGCAGUGCAGUUAGUGCAGAUGAUGACUACGAUUCUUGACAUUUCUGGACUGCAGAUUGUUGCAAUGAUUACAUUUUGGUCUACUAGUAUUGAGCCAAUCAGCUGCUAGUCUUGAAUUUCUCCGGAUUCAAGCCGAUUGGAUUGGGGGAAAACUGCUUGGUGAUUUAUCAGAACAGCUACAAGUUUUGCAGUUCUGCACAGUAGAAAUCAAAGUGUGUAGCGUAAUUGUUUCUUACUGUGUUGGAAGAGCCACUGUAAUUAAGCUGUCAUAAUGAUAAUAGCUCAGUGACUUGGAAAAUCAGUUUUAAAAUCCCUUUUAAGAAAUGCUCGAACUGAAGCUCUUUUGGCAGUGAGCCUAUGUUCAUUUGAAAAGUGAUGAAGAAAUAUUUUCAACUUGAUACAUGGAUACCAUUUUUCAUAUGUUAGUAUGUUGUAUAUUUGAGUUCCCAUAAAUUACUCAAGCACUCUAAAUUUCAACAUUAUUACAGAAGUUUUAAAGAUAAAAUUGAUUCCGAAGAUUUCGGACCCGAGAUUAUUGCAGUUGUGUUGUUUCUACACCUAUACUCUGGAAUAACAACACCCAACGUCAAAAAAUCAGUUUUUUUCAUAAAGCGGUCGUAAAGUUUCUUAAUCAUUCUCUGGUUCUAUUUAACUUUUACCCAACAGAUAUUGAAUAUUUCAUGAUAUUAAUGCUACAUUAGGAAUGUACACAUUAUUUUAGGUGUAUUUGAAUCGCAAACGACAUUGGUUGUUUUAGCUCUAAAUAAAAAUACUUAAGGACAUUUUUAGGACAUUGGUAAAUGUGAUUACUGUUAACUUACAUACCUGCCGACUCUACUGUUUUUUCCAGUAGUUUCCUGGAUUUUAAGUAUCUCUCUCAGUCUCCCGAUUUUCAUUAAAAGUCUACUGGAUUUCAAAAAUAUUUAGAAAAAAUGUCUAUAUUUGGGGAAUUUGAAGAAAAAACUCUUUUAUGUUGUAUUUGUAAAGAUUGCCCAAUUGUAGGUACUCCAAUGUUUGAAAGCUUCCUUCUAAAAUUCAAACUUAAGUACAUUGAAAUGUAGCAACAUUAUCAAUGCUUAUUAAGUUAAAUCAAAAAUAAGCUUUAACUGUAUAUUAAGCAUUAGUUUAACUUUUAAUCUUCUGUUUCAUGUUUCAAUUAAUAUUUUUAUGCGUUUGAUUUUACUUAAAGAGAUAAAAAAAUCUACUGGAUUUUUUCUUUGGAAGGUGGCAGGCAGGGUUGUUGCUGCACCACAUUGGUUGUUGUUUCACCGAAAAGUCAUUAUCUUUCUAGUUUUAUUAAAGUGAGUAAAGCAACAACGAUACUUUAUUAUACUAUACUGCAUUUAGCAACAUUGGUAUUUUAUAUUUAGCAAUGGACAAAUAUCAAAUAACACAAAAUUGGGAAAAUUUAUAGUUAAAAUUCUAGCCGAAAGUUUUUAUUUUUACAAAACCAUCGCAGUUGCUGCAAAUUUAUAAAGAAAAAAGGUAAUUUUAAACUUUUUAAAGGUAAAUUACAUUGUGAUUUUAGUGAAAAAGUUGAAGUUUUUCCACUAGCUGUAUUCAACUUAUUUUACCAAGUUUUAUUUUGGUUUUCUUACACUCUUGCAAACUUUUAAAAUUCAAAUUUUAUCCUAUAAAAAUGUUAUCUUAUAAAGAAAUUUCAGAUUUUAAAAGAUCACUGCAGCAAUAUAGAAAAACGUGUGCUCUAAAGAAAGACUUGAAGAAUGAAUUUUUAUUAGUCAAAACAGUCCCAUGAGUAUUGUGCGAUAAUCCUUGAUUGACUGUUCAAUUAUAAUAAGGUAUAGAGCAAAAAAAAAAAAAAAAAAGAUUGGGCAGAAAAUUCAGGGAUUUUAAAAAAGACAAGUGGCCUAAAACUUUACAUUGUAUAAAUGAAAUACCUCAUCACUGCAAAAGUUUCAGAAUUUAAGAAAUGUUUUGAAACUCUUUUUUGUUUUAUAUGUAGGUUUUCCAAAUGUGGUACUUUUAAAUGCUCAAUUUAUUGUCCUAUGUAGUUAAAUGCUUAGUCAUUUUGUCGAAAUAUGUUUUAAGUUCUGCCUGUUGGGAUAAAGCUAUGUAACUAUGUUUACAUUUUUUAAAAUACCUAUUUCUAAUUUCUGUAAUGUGUUGGAAUUUUUUCCUCAAUGCGAUUUCAUUCACUUCAUUUAUGUUAACUGUGAAAAGCAUAAUUUCAUUUGGUGUAAAAAAUUUGCAUUUUUUAAAAUGUGUCAUUGUAAGCAAGAAGUGUUACCUGAAUAAAGUUACCAAUUUUUCAC
This is a messenger RNA of Uloborus diversus, 3236 nucleotides long. RefSeq names its product dr1-associated corepressor-like (gene NC2alpha). The transcript has 7 exons. NCBI's taxonomy places the organism in Eukaryota, Metazoa, Arthropoda, Arachnida, Araneae, Uloboridae. The record is from RefSeq and is a predicted model, not a curated record. Gene Ontology annotation, biological process: negative regulation of transcription by RNA polymerase II; transcription by RNA polymerase II; positive regulation of transcription by RNA polymerase II. Gene Ontology annotation, molecular function: protein heterodimerization activity; transcription corepressor activity; transcription coactivator activity. The coding region runs from base 343 to 1002 and encodes 219 amino acids. Gene Ontology annotation, cellular component: negative cofactor 2 complex; nucleus.